Molecule: messenger RNA, 387 nt
Organism: Jaculus jaculus (lesser Egyptian jerboa)
Lineage: Eukaryota; Metazoa; Chordata; Mammalia; Rodentia; Dipodidae
Product: cystatin-12-like
Exons: 3
Coding region: 1-387 (128 amino acids)
Molecular function (GO): cysteine-type endopeptidase inhibitor activity
Source: RefSeq, a predicted model, not a curated record
AUGCUGGGUAAGGGGCUCCUGCUGGUGGGUCUCGUUGUGCUGUGGACCCACAUCUACAGAUGCACAUUUGUAAACAUUGAUAAGACUAUGCAUUUUUUCCCUAUUUCGGUGGAGCAUGCCAUUUACAAGUUCAACGAGGACCAGAGUGAUGAGUUGGCCUACAAGUUCCUUCGAGUCCGGAGAAGCCAGCGCAAGAUUUUUUCUCAUAUGUAUUUAGUAGACGUGGAGAUGGGCCGCACAAUUUGUAAAAAACAUGAUGAAGACAUUGACAACUGCCCACUGCAACAAGGCCCAGAAGAGAAAAAGGUACGCUGCAUUUACAUCAUGAGGACCAUAGGAUGGUUUACAAACUUCACUAUCUUUAACAGCACUUGCACACAGAUAUAG